This is a messenger RNA of Aureobasidium musti, 1482 nucleotides long. NCBI's taxonomy places the organism in Eukaryota, Fungi, Ascomycota, Dothideomycetes, Dothideales, Saccotheciaceae. The record is from the annotation of a GenBank genome assembly.
AUGCAUAUCAGCAGAAUUCUCGUUUAUCCCAUCAAGUCUGUUCGACCAUACGAGCCUUCUUCGGCCGAAGUGGCAAGAUAUGGGUUUACUUAUGAUCGUCGAUUCAUGAUUCUCCAAGUGCAGCCAGACGGCUCACUCAAGAACAUGCAUGUCGCAUACUAUCCCGAGCUCACUCUCUUGUUCGCCGAUAUCAGGUUUCCCCAAAACCAAGACGCUGCAAAUGCGUCAAUCCAUCUAACUUGGCGACCACCCCAAGGCGAGUCAAAGGACUUGGAUAUCCCUCUUGUCCCCGAUACGACCUCAUUAGAGAAAAUCCAUGUGACUAUGCAUUCUAGUCCUACGGAUGCAUACAAAAUGGAUGACCAGUACAACAAAUGGCUGUCCACAUGUUUAGGCUACGAUGUUGUGCUGGCGUAUCUCGGUGAGAAUGAGCGUCCGGUGCUCAUGUCGACACAUCAGAAGAACAACCAACCCCAAGCCCAGCAGGGAGGCUGGCUAUCUUCUAUCACAAGCAAGUUACCUACUUCGCUAGGCACAAUCAUCUCAGGCGAACCACAAGCGGAUGACAAAAUCACAUUUGCAGACUGUGCUCCGUUCCUCGUUGUGAACGAAACUUCUCUUCACGAUGUCAGCAAACGUCUCNNCCCUGAUGGCGAAGAAAUGGAUAUCUCGAAGUUCAGACCAAACAUCAUCGUCAGCGGAGCCGAGUCAUCAUGGGAAGAAGACUAUUGGUCAGAGUUGCAGACGUCCAGCAAUGUGAAGCUGCACCUGGUACAAAACUGUGUCAGAUGCGAAGCAGCGAACAUCAUCAUGUGCCUCUACGUAUUUCGGUUCGACAACCCACAGCUUUCUGCAACUCACAGAUACUUGCCUGAAGACACGCUUCAAGAGAUUUCUAAGCUGUAUCUCUCCCUCGGUUUCAAACUCCACCCACGCAUCAUGUCCGAACGAAAGGUCAUCUCCAAAUACUACCCACCUGACUUCGACCCCAGCAAACUCAGGCGACAGCGAAAGUCACAAAGCACUGCAUCGAAGCUCGAAACCGUCCGCCUCUCAAGUCCCUUUUCGAUGCGCUGCAACAGGUGUGGCGAGUUCGUCUACAAAGGUCGCAAGUUCAAUGCGCGCAAGCAGAUAAUCGAUGAACACUACCUGAACAUACCUGUUGUCAGAUUUUUUAUUCGCUACAUGGCCGUAGCUGAUGGCCUAGACGAAAUCAGAAUUCGGAAUGCGCGACGCGAGAUCAGAAUACGAAACAACACAGCUAGGAACGCUCAAACGACACUGGAAGACGAUGACCAAGACGGAGAAGCUAUAAGGAGAGUCUUUGAUAAUGAGGCCGGUGAACUUGUGCGACGACUGCCUGAUGAGGAGGUUGGCGCGAAAGAACAUACAACAGAUCCCACUCCAGGAUUUCAACGAUUCAAGAGAAGGAAGAAGAAUCAUAGUACUAUGCUGGGGACCAAACGCAACAAGAUUACAUGA